UUUGCGUUCUCCUGGGUGUCUAGUGUAACAGCAACAGAAUUUGAUUCCAGUACGACCACUUCAGCUGUCAAAUACAGAGCAGACAGGGAAACUGCUGGGCCAGCUUUAGUUCGCUCUCUUCGGGCAAGAGCUCAUUCCUUGGCAUGGAGAAAGCAAAGCAAGAUGCUUUUGACAGAGCCCGACUCCACGUUAUCAAGGACGGUUAUGAAAGGGCGUUCGAGUGCAUUAACAAGGGUCUCUCAGAGGAUGAGGCAGGAAACAAGGAACAGGCUUUGGAGCUUUACCGGCAGGGUCGUCAGCACCUCCUCAGGGCACUCAGCGUGCCGUCCCGGGGAGAGGAAUGUGUGGGUUCUUCUUGGGAUUCGGCCCGGCAGAUGCAGCAGAAGAUGCAGGAGACUCUAGACAACAUCACCACCAGAUUAGCAGUGUUGGAGACCAGCCCAAGCUCUGUUUCCAAUGGCACCGUCCCUCAAAACCUCUACCCCGCACUCCCCAAACAGAGGCCGGCUCCACCCAAGGAGCUGUUCCCCAGUGCCCCACCCAUAGGAUCUGAGUCUGAGGUGCCUUCAGGAGCUCGAGGAGCAGCACCCGUUUCACCUUCACUGCCACACGUAUCCUGUGACCAACCACCAGCCUACUCCCCGAAAGCUGCUGAUGGACACCUCAGUAUUAGCUAUGGCACUGCUGCAGGUGAGCUUUCCCUGGUUGGGGAUGAAUUCUACAGCCAUACCCCCAACUCUGCUCCCUCUCCUCAGAGCCUUGGGGAAGAUGGAGAGGAGCUGUUUUUUCUACCCCAGGGUGUGCAGAUCUUCUUUGUCACCCCUGAUGGACAAGUGAGUGCCCCCUCUUAUCCCGGCUACCUGCGAAUAGUUAAGUUCACCAACGAGUGCUCCGAAAGAGUGCCCAGAAGACCACCUGCCUUUCUUCAGGUGUGUGACUGGCUUUACCCCUUGAUGGCCACUGACUCGCCAGUCCUGCUGUGCAACACUGGAGUCUAUAUGUUCCCUGAUAUGAUGGCUCCCUGCCCAGGCUCCUAUGUGGGAGUGGUGCUGUCCUCUGAACUGCCCCGCUCGGAGCGAGAGCUCUUCCAGGACCUCCUGUCUCAAAUGACAGACCUGCGAGUCCAGGUGAGCUUCUCCAGUCCAGCCUCAGAGCCCCAGAGGUCAUCCGCUACUCCACCACAGGCGUCAGAUGAAGCUGCAGAUACCAUUAACCUGGGCCAGAAGGUGCCCAUGGGGCCUCCAGAAGAGGUGGUGCCCCCUACUGCUGAGGAUGAGAAAGUACUUCCGGAGUGGAGCGAGAAAGUGGCUCAUGGAAUCCUUACAGGGGCUUCGUGGCUAAGCUGGGGAUUAGUGAAGGGGGCAGAGUACACAGGGAAGGCUAUCCAUAAAGGAGCAUCCAAACUGAGGGAACACAUCACCCCCGAGGACAAACCAACACAAGUCAACCCCACUGUCACCAAAGGCCUCCAUGUAGCCAAGCAGGCCACUGGAGGAGCUGUGAAAGUGAGCCAGUUUCUAGUGGAUGGGCUUUGCACCGUUGCUGGCCAUGUGGGCAGGGAGUUGGCCCCACAUGUGAAGAAACAUGGGGGUAAACUGCUCCCAGAGUCCAUGAAAAAAGACAAGGAUGGACGGUCCAAUAUUGAUGGUGCCAUGGUAGUAGCUGCAAGUGGGGUUCAAGGAUUCGCGACUAUGUGGACAGGCUUGGAAGCCGCAGCUAAAAACAUUGCAAAGAGCGUUGCGACAGAGACGGUCAACACUGUGAAGCAUAAGUAUGGGGCAGAGGCAGGGCGGGCCACAGACCAUGCUGUCAACUCCGCUAUUAACGUGGGCGUCACUGCCUUCAACAUCGACAACCUGGGGAUCAAGGCGAUGGUGAAAAAGACAGGCAAAGAAACUGCCCAUGCCAUUCUGAAAGACUACAAAGUGCAGGAGAGUUCAGAGACUGAGAAACAACAGGACAAAAACCAGGACCAAAAAUAACUGACACUGGACCUUACUGUCUGUAAAGACAAAAGAAAUGAAGGGUUUUGCAUGAACUGAUACUGAAGAGGUUUCACGUACAAGUUACCAUCAAGGCACUGAUAUAUUUGUGCUACUGACAUCUACACAUACAUCCCUGGCUUAUAUUUAGCCUCAAAGAUGUUCUUAUACAGCUCUUACUGUAAGGAUUUACUAACAUGCUGCCUAUUUUGAGUCUACUUUUGUUAAGGUAUAACUGUACGGGUGUGCUGCUGUGUGAGCUCACUGACCUAACGCCUUAUUCUGCACCAGCUCUAAGCAUAUUCUCCACUGACUGAAUAGGUCUGCCCACUAAUACAUAGUGACAUAAUUCAAUUCAGGACCAUUUGCUCUUCUUUGUCUCUUACAGAUGGACACCUAAAAUUAUAUUUAUAAGCCAAAGUAUUAUUUUUAAAUGACAUAGAGCCUUAAUAUGAACUGUCUUUGUCACAACUUUCUACUGUGUCUAAAUGCUGUACUAGAAUGUCUAUUUAAAUGCUCUAUUUAUAAUGAAAUGUUUAUACUUUCAGACUAGUUUGCUUGCAAAGCUUUUUAAAAAGUUGUCUUUUAUGGUUUUAAUAUAUUUCCGAGCACUUUAACCCUCACUAGUGGGGAAAGUACACUUCAGAGCUUGAUAUGAGUGACUUUGGCUUCUUCUAAUCAAGCUAGUCUUUACUAUGUGUCCAAAAAUCUCAGAACACCUGCAUGUUCAAUGUUGCUUCUGAAGUCGAUAGUGUUAAUAAGGAGUUUGUGCCCCUUUGCUGCAGUGACAGCCUCUGAUCUACUGGAAAGGCACUAGAUGUUGGAACAUGGCUGUGAGGAUUUAAUUGCAUUUGACCACAGAAGCAUUAGUCAAAUACUAGUGUUGGAUGAUCAUUUGUGGAUGACAAACAUCCCUCCAACUCAGCCUAUCCGUCUAGCAAUACACAGGGCUAGAGAAAUAAUGUGGACUGCCUAAGGGUUCCUGAGAUCCACAGCUUUAGCCAGUGAGGUCAUGGUGACUUUAGGCUAGGGAUGCUGUCCUAGUCCUGGAGAUCUACCACCCUGGAGAGUUCAGAUCAAACACACUUGGCUCUAAUAUACAGAUGCUGCUGAAGGCCUUCAUUACCUGGAUCAGGUGUGAUUGAUAGGGGUUGAAGAUAAACUUUGCAGGGUGGUUGAUCUCCAGGACCAACCAGGAUUUGGCACCCCUGCUUUGGGCUUAUGUGCAGCUGAUCCAGAGGGUUCCGCUUUAUUUGAAAUGCUUUUCUAUGGAGAUUAUACAAGAGAUACAUACUGCGUGUCUGGAGUUGAACACCUGGGUCAGCGGUGAAACACAUUUAAGUAGCUGAUUUCACUGAUUAGAAGGGCUGUCUUUUGAAGAUAUAGUGUACUUUGUCCUUUUUGUAUGCUGGCAAGUGAGAGGAAAUAGAAAGGAGUAAGAUUUAAAAUGGCUGGCAAUAGCUUAAAGAUGAAGCUUUUGAAGUUAUGUUCAAUUAUUUUUUUCUACUAAAAUUGCUGCAUACACCAGUUAUGGAUAAUCAUCUUUUGCUGACAUUGCUAUGCAGUUACUUCACUGCAAGUCUAUAUUAAUGCCCUGUAAACUGAUAUGGAUAUGACUGUUUGAUAGCCAUGUGAUCUUGAAUUGAGUUGGAGCAGUUCAUAGAAGACUUUGACAGGCAUUCACCCACGUAUAGCUUUACUUGUCUUCAGUAAGUCUGCUGUUUUACAUAAUCUUGUUAGAUUUAACUACAUUCAUAGCUAUUUCUACAGGCUCAGAAUGAUAUUGUGCCUAAACAGACAAAUUGUGGUGAGUUUCCAGAAGUGUUGCAUAAGAGAGUAGAGCAUUGUUUGUUUUUAAUCAGCUUUGUAACAUUUGUUUAUAUGUGCCCUGCCCCACACACACAGUUCUAUGUAUGUUAGGAAGGGAAAACUGAAGAAAAACAGGUGAAAAACCUCAGAGAUCUUUGUCAGAUGAGUUAAAAUGUCUCUCAAUAGUACUUAUUUCAACAUGUUCUCACUGUAAAUGAUGUGAAAGAGUCAGGUUUAACCACUGAUACUAUAUUAAAGGGUUUUAUCUAACAUGGUUACAUAUUGAUGUAAUUAUUUGAGAAAAUAAACCUUGAUUUUAAAAGGCAAAA
Molecule: messenger RNA, 4120 nt
Organism: Pygocentrus nattereri (red-bellied piranha)
Lineage: Eukaryota; Metazoa; Chordata; Actinopteri; Characiformes; Serrasalmidae
Gene: spartb
Product: spartin b
Exons: 8
Coding region: 144-1982 (612 amino acids)
Biological process (GO): negative regulation of BMP signaling pathway; cell division
Cellular component (GO): plasma membrane
Source: RefSeq, a predicted model, not a curated record